GUCACAAUCACGUGACGUAGGUUUUACCGCGGGUUCCUUUAUUCAAUUCGAAUAGAGUUUAUUACACUACUGACCUAUUAAACUUACAUAAUUUGUAUGUAAGUUAUGAAAGUUAUGAUAAUUUACGUGUAACGAAACUUCGAUCGUUCGUGCGAAACGAGUAAGGUUAUUACAAUGAACGCCGCGAAUAUCGCAAUUAAAUUUAGGAAUUAGGAAAGCGUAGAUUUUUAAAUUUGGUGAUUCGCUAACUCGGGAAUUCGAAAAUCUCCUCAUAUCUAAAUUUGAAAUCUCUGCGUUAUUAAUUUGAAUAUCGCGACCUCUAAAUGAAACGGGUAUCGUGCACGACGGUAUCGCGAUGUGGGAUAUCCCCUCCAGAAAGUAAAACGACGGAGAAGUCGUGUCGAUGCGCUUCUCCGUCUACCUGGUCCCCAGUCGCGAUUUCAAAUUAUCCAGUACGAGGUGUGAGCUUUUUCCGUCGCGCGUUACGAGCGUGUUUUCCACCAACACGGCGAUUAUGUGUCCUCGCGUUUCGUUGUUGUUACUUUGCUCGUUCCUGUUGUUCGUCGGUCACCGAUGCGAGGAAAAUGUCACCAGUGCGACCGAGGAGAACGCGUUGGCGAAACUGGUGAAAAUGUUUUCGAAGCCCGGAGCGUUCAAACGAAUAAACGCGAUAUUGGGCGAAAAUUCCAUCGAGGAGUCUUCCGCGUCCUGUCCAAAGGGGGAGGAGGGUCUCGAGUGUAGGAGGGCCGAGGCGAGGAGAUCCGUCGACUGUCCGCAAGGUGACUGCUACUGUUACAAUUGUGCCGCAGCCGGUCCUGAAUUAUGGGCAUCGUGUUGCCGUGAAAGCUUACGUUGCUGUUCUCAUCUCGCCGCUGCAUGCCGAACCUGCGAUCAUCCGUCGUUGUAUCCGUUCUGUUCGAAGCACUUUAAAAAAUGUCUGGUCGAGCCUAACGCGAAGAAGCAAAAUUAACUUACGAUUCUCGAUGAAGGAUACAGAUCAAAAGGAUCAUUUGGAAACAAACGAGACGUUGGUUGAACUUUGACCCGCGAAAAGGGAGAACAGUGGUGGAUCAUUGAGUGAUCAUUAUUUUUGUGUAAAAUCGCGAAAUGAAAUUUUUCUAAUUAUUCGCAAGUGUUAUACCUGAUGUAUUUUAACCCUUUGCUUGUACGAUCAGGUGCAACGGACUUCUUUUGGUUAAGAGAAGCAGAAGGUCUUGCAAGAAAUUAGGGAAAAUAGGUACCUUGAGGGAAGUUAGGGAUUAGGAUAAUAAUAAAAACAGUAAGGUAUUUUACGAAGGAUAAAAUCCUGAGAAAGUCUAGGAACUUAGAUUUUAUAAUAUAUUGCUACUUUCAUAGAUGCAGAUCAUGGACAAAUGAGGGGUAGUAUAUUCCCUUAUGCUUUUCCGUAACUAAAGGAAGCCCAAUUUGCACGAGAGUACAUUGUACGGAUAGGGUACAAUCAACGCAUUGACAACCGGUGUUGUCACAUAUAAUUCGUAAUUUAAAAACUUGCUCACAUAUUUCAUAGUGGCAAGUGAAUUUGAUGGAAUUUGUGUAAAAAUUGAAUGGUACCGAUUGACAAUGCGUUAAAAAGAGCUUCGUUGGAGUUAAAAUGAUCGUAUAAAAUAAAAUGUCUACCAAGUUACGAACACAAAUCAUUUUAUAGACACAUCAGUUUCAUUUUCAUAUUGUACAUUGUUCUCGAAUCAGGUAAUGCUUUUGACUGCCAAACGAAUUGUUCGUUUCAGCGAACAGACGAGGGGCUGAUUGUUCUCGUUCGUUUGAAAAGAUUAUCGCGGCGUCUCGUUCGCUCUCGUUGAGAAUUUCGAGCGUAAUUAAACGUUCGAGUACGAGAAAACCUCGACAACUAGUCUCCCAAGUCACGUGGCCCGAGUAGCAGACCCAAGUAGCCUAACACUCAAUCGCUAUCGUAUCUUGCAUAAGUUGAAAGUUUUACAUCGAGUUUCUAAAUAUAGUACUUAUCUUUCGACUUGCUAAACUGGUCCCCGUGUCGUUUUUUUCUCUCUGCUAUUUCGCCGAACAGCAGAAACUAAGAUGCCGCGAUAAAUUCGUACCUGACUUCGCGAAACGUCCGAAAACUCGGCGUGUGUCCAUCAACGUGACUUCCUUUUGUUCUAUCUACAAACGACACUGCGAAACGUCAUCGAGAUUAUAAAGAAACCAAUAAAAGAAAGAACAAGAACAAAACGGGUGUUCAGAGUUUGUAAUGACGAAUUCUUGAGCGUUCUUUAGGUCAAUUUACAAACAUAGUAAAAAAUUAAUAGUACCUUCUAAAGACUAACGAUCGCAGGCGUGAUCCCGCUUGUACCUUAACGAUUACUUAAAAACAAAAACGUUCGAGACGCAACGAACCUUGUUACGGGCCGGAUGUAACACGCAGGCAGUUCGAUUUUCGUUAACACGCAAAAUCAUCGUUUACAAAGGUUCAUUCUCGGUUUAGAAGCGUUGCGUUUCUUUCGCGUCUUUGCUGUAACGGAGAUAAACUUCCUUCUGCGACUUCCGGUCUUACGCAACGCACACACAUAUGUAUAUGGAUAUAUGCAGCGCCGGCGGAAUAUACGGACAAUUCUCCACGGCAAAACAAAAUCUUUUAACAAUUAUUCCCCAUUGAACACUUUUGCGAACGAGUACGGAAUGUUUUAGAUCAAGCAACUACUUGGUAGUUUUAAAUUAUCAAAAUUUAAGGUACGUCACGCGACCACUUGAUCAUAUCCGAAACUUCCUCGAUCCGCACUCGUUCGCAAGGAUUUCAAUCUUAAAAAAUUAGAAAGAAACUGAUUUAAGCCGGCCCUGUAUAUAUGUAUACAGCAGCGAACGUUUCCGAGAACACAAAUAAAUCAUCACUCGUAAUACAAUCAUUGAUUAAGCUUUAUUCGUGUAGUCUCCAGAGUAUUCGGUAAAUUCUGUACUUUUUACUAAUCCUAGAGAAUUGUGGGGUGGGGGUAGGGGCAGAGAUUCUCGUCAGGUAGCCAGACAUAGAUACGCUGUACGAAAAUUCAAUUUUGCACAUCUUUUGUUAUCGAUUUUCUUUCUAGGCGUUCAACGUUUUAAUUCGUGUUCUGCGUCCCCACGAAAUAUCAACUUUCCUAAUACCUUAAAAAUAUUAUUCCAUGAUUUUCCAAGAUUUGUAUUGCUUCGCUGUCGAAACUUCAGUCCCUCUUUUUUUCGUUUUCUUUUUUUCGCAUGACCGUCCUGCGUCGUCGAAUUAGCAACGAGUUUUUUCUUUGCAGUUAAUGGACCAUUUUGUAUUCUCUUUUUCUUUCGAGGAAUGGGUGUAUAUAAAAUUAUACUUUCGCACUUGAGAGCGCUUCAGUUCGUGAACAGCACCACGCAGAGAUGAAAGACAAGACUAGAAAGGAAGAUAGGAAGAAACGUGUGUAUGGUUCUUUUCGUUCGUUUUUCUACUCGUGAAGAAAUGCACGACGCGAUUAUCCGCGUUGAA
Molecule: messenger RNA, 3463 nt
Organism: Megachile rotundata (alfalfa leafcutting bee)
Lineage: Eukaryota; Metazoa; Arthropoda; Insecta; Hymenoptera; Megachilidae
Source: RefSeq, a predicted model, not a curated record